AUGUCAUUUGAAAUCUAUCAGGAAAAGCUUGGGUGGGCGAAGGCAAAUAUGGCACCCUCAGUGUCCGAUGGCGACGUCACGGAACUCGUCGAGGGUCCUGUCGUCCCCGAGAACAUAAUAACCCAAGAAGCUACCACGCCAUCUCCACCUCCAAUUCGCCAGAAAGGAUUUAAGGAUGUAACCGUCAUAUCAUCCCAGACAAUGUUUGGCGAGAACGAAGAGAUAAUCCCGACAGCUCAGUACGCCACACAACCAAAGAAACGCAAUGAAGAAGCCCAGAAGCGCAAGCACAGCCGAUGGGCUUUGCUCCUCCGGCGAGUCGUGCAGAGGCGACAGGAUCGCGACUACUAUUUGCGAACAGAGCUCUGUGUCCAGUCCAAGAGCCUGUGCAAUUCGCUGAGGGAACUUAUUCCUUAUACCUACGACAGCAUCGACAUCUCGACCCAUCCAAUGGUUCUACCGGCGCCGUUCUACGAGCUGUUCUUCAAGAAAGAUGAGAUUGAACAAUUUUGCCAGGACGAAAACAAGGCCAAGCCUCUCCGCGACGAAAUGAAGCUGGUGCGCGAUUACAUCCGGAACGACAGACUAACGCUCAGCCAACUCGACAAACACUCCUCCCUUUUGAGCCAGGGAAAAGUCUCCUUCGAAGCAGCAUGGACAAUCUUUCCCCCCAACGAGCUGCUCCUAUAUGUCGAUGGGGAUGAACUAGAGUGUUGGCUGUGCCGAGAUAUUGCGAAAUCCGCACAACUUCCUUUAACCUGGGUGGUACACGGAGUCCGCGUCGAUUUCGACGGCAACCGCCUAGGCAUGACGAAAAAGAGUUGCGUGGUUUCUUUCGCUCAACGCGUAGAUGGGGCAAUGAACAUCUCGCAACUGCCACUCAUCCCCGUCAAAUACUUGCCAAAGGGGGAAUGGGCAAGUAAGAGAAGCGCGCUCAUCGCCAGGGGUGAGAAGUUUCGCGAACUACUUGGACCGGAGCUCGAUAGCCAUGCCUACCAGUAUUACGAGGGUCCUAUUGUUGGCAAGAAUAUUCGUCUUGACUCGAAGAUCGCCCAACCUGUCGUUGUCGAUUAUCCAAUGUACCUGAGAACCAAAGAACCCGAUGCCAUUCAAUUGCUAGACGAUGGAACUCGGCCUUCUAAAGGUUCGGAUUCCGACUCCCAUGCCGACUCUGACUCUGGUUCCGACGUCCAAUCUGAUCCGGAGGGUGUCGAAAUCUUGGACAAUGGUGAAGCCGAAAUUGGGUCAGAUGGAAGUCAGCCCAAGCAAGCGUUUGAGAAACUGACGACUUCUCAUCAAAAGAAAUACGGCAUCGCCAAUAUGGAGGACGUUCUUCUUCUCUGUCCACCGCGCAUACCUGCAUACUGCCUCAAGCUCAAGGCAUGGGCCUGGGUGGUUGUCGAUAGGUUGCAGCCUGUCGAGAAGAGCGACAAGGCAUUCAACUCUCUCAAGAUCGAUAGGAAUACUAAAAGUCUCGUCCGCUCUCUUAUUACGGGUCACGGAAAUAGCGAGGCCGACGUAUUCGACGACAUCAUUGACGGAAAGGGCAAAGGUCUUGUCUUGCUACUGCACGGCAACCCUGGGAUUGGAAAAACUUUGACUGCGGAGAGCAUAGCAAAGCUUCAAGGCCUGCCGCUGUACAAUCUUUCCGGUGGCGAGCUAAGUGUGUCGGUGUCUCGUAUUGAAGAGAGGCUUAAGGAGGUAUUCGAACUCAGCACUCGAUGGGGCGCAGUCAUUCUCCUAGACGAGGCCGAUGUGGUCAUGUCAAAGCGAAGCUCCAACGAACUGGAAAGAAAUGCGAUUGUUGCAGUCUGGCUGAGGAUGCUCGAAUACUUCGAGGGAAUCCUAUUCCUCACGACGAAUCGGAAAGACCAAUUCGACGACGCCUUCAUGAGCCGAAUCAAUGUCAAGAUCCGACUUCCCGAUCUAGAUCAGGAGGCGCGGACACAUAUCUGGAGGGCCAUGGUCGAACAUAACAAGGCAGCGGUGAAUAGUGAAUCAUGGUCUGACACGGCUUUCGAGGCGCUGGGGAAACUUUCAGUCAACGGUCGCGUUAUCAAGAAUAUCCUUCGGACGGCCGCGCUUCAUGCUCGGUCAAGUGGCGAAUUACUCGAGCCGAAGCACGUUCAGGCCAUUGUCCUCGUAGAGUUGAUGGAAGACAAGAUGAUUAACGAGGUUACGAAAGCUUUGGAUGAGUUGACCACCGAGUGA
Scedosporium apiospermum is the source of this 2211-nucleotide messenger RNA. RefSeq lists its product as uncharacterized. The transcript has 6 exons. The record is from RefSeq and is a predicted model, not a curated record. Bases 1 to 2211 code for a protein of 736 amino acids. NCBI's taxonomy places the organism in Eukaryota, Fungi, Ascomycota, Sordariomycetes, Microascales, Microascaceae. Gene Ontology annotation, molecular function: ATP hydrolysis activity; ATP binding.